Molecule: messenger RNA, 2142 nt
Organism: Saccostrea echinata
Lineage: Eukaryota; Metazoa; Mollusca; Bivalvia; Ostreida; Ostreidae
Product: toll-like receptor 4
Exons: 1
Coding region: 1-2142 (713 amino acids)
Biological process (GO): toll-like receptor signaling pathway; inflammatory response; defense response to Gram-negative bacterium
Cellular component (GO): membrane
Molecular function (GO): lipopolysaccharide binding; protein binding; lipopolysaccharide immune receptor activity
Source: RefSeq, a predicted model, not a curated record
AUGGAUUUGCCUUUUAAUUUCACUUUUGGAAAUCAAUUUAAGUUAUUGAAGAAUCUGUCUCGACUCGAUAUAUCCGGUAUAACAGGACACUGCGACGUAAGAAGGAUUUCUAGAAAUUUCUUUGAAAACACGCCAUUUUUGAAAGAAAUUGAUAUUAGCAAUUGCAAAAUAUCACAUUUUGACAAAGGUCCCUUCAAAUUUCUUCGACAGUUGAGAAAACUUGAUAUUUCUCAUAAUAAAGAAUUAGGAUUUGCAUUUCUUCCCAACGUAACCUAUGGACUGAAUGGGACUAACAUAACAACUUUUCAUGCAGACAGCAUUCAUUGCCAAAUUGGAAAAGGAACACUGCUUACUUUAUCACAUAUUCAGUACCUGUUCCAAACAAAACUAACUGAGGCGUCUUUUGCAAAUAAUAGAAUAGAGCUAAUAGAAAAAGGAGUUUUGCCAAAUAUGCCAACAACACUGGAGAAACUAUCUUUUGCUGCCAAUAGACUUACAACAGGAAUAUAUCUGUUUGAGUUCCACACUCUGUAUAAUUUGAGGGAAUAUAACAUGACUUUGUUCCUUCAUCAGGAAAAUUUCGCUUCCUUUUCUGAAAAAUGUGACGAGAAAAGCGAUUCCUUUACGACAAAUCUGUCAAUAAAGCACGAAGAUAUAAGAAGUAAGCGGUUUGAAGUUAAGAACAGAAUUAAUAUUACGAUAUAUCUACCCAAAAAUCUGGAAACAAUCUUUGCAAAUUCUAGUAAAUUGUACGGACGAUUUCCAAAAUUUAACUUGAAUGCAAGCGGAAUAAAGAAUGUCUAUCUACAAGACAAUUUCCUUUUUGCAUGGAACCAACCCGUAUUUGGAGUGGAGAGUGUUGAAAAGCUGGAUCUAUCAAACAAUUUAUGCACUGAUAUUUCUCCGCUGUUUACUGCCAGUCUUCUUCGAGUUAAAUACCUAAAUCUUGCAAGAAACAUGUUAGGACGAGCUUUACGGUCAGACAAUAAAUGUCAAAUAUUCCAAAAUCAAAGAAACAUUGAAGAAUUAGACAUAUCAGGAAACCAGCUUGUAGACUUACCAUUUUGUACAUUUCAAAACUUGGUGAAAAUGAGAAUACUACGACUUGGUAAUAACCAGAUGACUAAUGUAAGCUUUGGAAUUCGUCAUAUGAUCAAUCUUUCUUACGUUGAUUUUUCCGACAAUCGAUUAACAUCACUAUCGGACGAAACUAUGACGUCAUUAAAACUGAUUUUUAAAAAGUCAAAAGUAUUGAUCAACCUUAGCUACAACAAGCUUCAGUGUACUUGCCAGAAUCUAGCUUUUCUUGCCUGGAUGAAUGAACACAAGAAUCAUUUUGUUCACAUAGAACAGUACAUUUGCUCCAAUCGGAAUACUCAGUUUGAAUUUAGGGAAAUGGAAAAAUCUCUUCUUAUUCUUCAUAUGAACUGUAUUAAUUUCGAUAUUCUGAAUGUAACAGCCACUGCUUUUAUAACUCUCUUUUUAUGUUUGGCACUUGUACUCAUUAUUAGGAAAUAUAUUUGGCAUAUAAGGUACUUCAUUUAUAAAACUAAGCAAAAGCACAAUUUUGAGAUUCGUUUAUCUGGAAUGGACCCUGAACCUUUGCUGAUGAAUAAAAAUUUGCCGAAUCUGAACAUACAGGACUUAUCUGAAGAUUCCAUGAACACUCUGUGUGACAGAAAACAAAGUGCAAACCAAUAUUUCUAUGAUGCAUUCAUAUCCUAUGUUGGUGCAGACAGAGAUUUCGUCUUUCAAAAGGUAAAACCUUUACUUGAAUCUCACAACAUAAAUGUAUGUAUUCGUGACAUUCACUUUGAACUUGGUAAUGGAAAAAUUGAAAAUAUCAUGAAAGCUAUCGGGAGAAGUAGGAGAACAAUCUGUAUUGUAUCCAAAGCGUAUAUGAGAUCCAGAUGGAGAACGUAUGAACUGAAUAUGGCAAAAAUGGAAGGUAUCAAAGCGCGAGAUUCUCUGGGAUUUGUCCAUCUUGUCCUUAUGCCUGACCUUUUUCAUGGUGUUUGUAAUACAAAUAUCAAGGAUUUAAUAGACAGGAAAUAUUAUCUCGAUUACCCCCCGGAUGGCUCUGCUUUACAAGAGGAAUUCUGGAAGAAGUUGAUUGAUAUUAUUAAAAGUCCGUAUUUGUGA